UUGACUUGAAUUUGUCACUUUAAUGUUGGAAAGUGCUGAUGUGUUUUUUUUUUGUCUUCGGUGGUGCUGGACUGCAAGCUGCGGAUGCACAUUCAUUCCAACUUGACUUUUCUGCACAUUUGGACACCGAUUUGAGCUUUAUUGUCUUUUGUUUACAUGCAAAGCUUGUAUUGCUGCUUAAUUUUGUUCGAUCAUCCCCACAAAGAAGCAAUCACUUGAUUUUCGUCCAUUAAUUGUUUGUAACAAUUCUAUUUGCUCCCGCACACUCGUGUAGUAAUUCGGAGCCCCAGGUCAGCCGCCCAUUGUAACGCCGGUGAUCUUGCAUGCUUGCUCGGGAGACUGAAGCCGCAGAGCCCCGCAGCAGCUUGUCUAUUGCCCAUAAAAAAUCUUGGAUGUGUGAGGCUGAAUGACAUUUGGGGGAAAUGGGCCGUAAAAUUAAAGAAUCCUGCAGAAGGGGAGAAGAGGGGUAUAGCAAAGCAACCCCCUCCCACUAACACGCACACACAGAAACCGAAGCCUGUGAGCUGUGAGUGGAGAAUGGAUCCCCAAAACGUUGCAGAAAGGCACCUUUUCCACACCAAAACGCAGCUGCACGUUUUCUACACUUGUGACACUUCUGUGGUGCUCAUCACACGCUUCCAUGUUCCAGGACGACCAAAGAGACAUGGCCAAGCAACCACCGGCCGCCUGCGUCCCGGGCGACGCUGGGGGACUUAAGGCCGACAACACACCCCCUCAGCCGACCGCUCCUCCCCACCACCCGGCGCCUCCGUGCAACGACAGCCAAACUUUUUGUCCCACGGAAAAUAAACCCGGAGAACCGGACACAAAUAAAGCGUAUGGGACGUUCAAAAACGCCGCGCCGGCUGUCCCCGCGUCGGUUGCAGCUAAUUCGGCCUUUCGUAAGGAUUCCACGGUUUCGAGCCGCGGGGAUGCCACGCAGCACACGGAGCAGAACAACACCGCAGCCAACUGGACCGCUAUGAGCCAGACCACCGUCAUACUGGGGACAGAUGGAAACAUGACUGUCCAAGCCGGCACCGUUAACCCGGCUGACGAUGACGAGGAAGGGGAUGAGAAUAAGGCCAGGGGAAACUGGUCCAAUAAACUGGAUUUUAUUCUGUCCAUGGUGGGCUAUGCUGUGGGACUGGGAAACGUGUGGAGAUUUCCUUAUCUUGCCUUCCAGAACGGUGGAGGUGCAUUUUUGAUCCCCUACCUGACAAUGUUGGGCAUUGCCGGCAUCCCAAUCUUUUUACUGGAAGUGUCCCUGGGCCAGUUUGCCAGCCAGGGCCCGGUGUCGGUGUGGAAGUGCAUCCCAGCACUGCAAGGUUGCGGGAUUGCCAUGUUGAUAGUAUCUGUCUUGAUAGCCAUAUACUAUAAUAUUAUUAUGUGCUGGACACUGUACUACCUGUUCGCUUCGUUGAAGGGCUCACUGCCAUGGGCUAACUGUAGGAAUGCGUGGAACACCGGGGAAUGUAAGGACAAAGAAAUGCUGCUCUUAGACUCCUGCGUCGUGUGGAAAGAAAACACCACUUCCAUCAAGAACUCCACUUUUUGUCUUUCUGCUGAAGCUGCUGGAAAUCUCAAGAACCUGUUAAACAUGGCUACGGAAGAUGAAAAUACCUACGUCAGUCCCAGUGAAGAGUACUUCAAGUACAAUGUACUGCACAUAUCUAAAGGCAUUGAAUAUCCAGGAGACAUUCGUUGGCCUCUGGCAGGCUGUCUGUUUCUGGCCUGGGUGAUCGUCUACUGCUCGUUGGCCAAGGGAAUUAAGUCAUCAGGGAAGGUGGUGUAUUUUACAGCCACCUUUCCCUACGUGGUACUGGUGAUCCUGUUGAUUAGAGGGGUGACCCUCCCUGGGGCAGCUGAUGGUAUUCUCUACUUCAUCACACCAAAGUGGGAGAAACUCAUGGAUGGAAAGGUGUGGAAAGACGCAGCCACUCAAAUCUUUUUCUCUUUGUCGGCUGCUUGGGGAGGCCUCAUCACGCUCUCCUCCUACAAUAAGUUCCACAAUAACUGCUACAGGGACACUAUCAUUGUCACGUGUACAAACAGCGCCACCAGUAUAUUUGCUGGCUUUGUCAUCUUUUCUGUCAUUGGUUUCAUGGCAAACGAGUUGAAUGUGCCAAUUGACAAAGUGGCAGAUGAAGGCCCAGGCAUAGCUUUUGUGGUGUAUCCAGAGGCUCUGACCAGACUUCCCUUGUCUCCCUUCUGGGCUAUCAUCUUCUUUCUCAUGCUUCUCACUCUCGGCCUGGAUACCAUGUUUGCAACCAUCGAGACCAUUGUGACCUCGGUAUCGGAUGAAUUCCCCAAAUACUUGAGGACGCACAAGCCACUCUUCACCCUGGUCUGCUGCUUGGCCUUCUUCAUAUUGGGAUUCCCCAUGAUCACAGAGAGUGGCAUGUACAUGCUACAGUUGGUGGACACUUAUGCAGCCUCCUACUCUUUGGUCAUUAUUGCCAUUUUCGAGCUGGUGGGGAUUUCUUACCUCUACGGGCUACAAAGGUUUUGCGAGGAUAUUGAAAUGAUGAUUGGUUUUCAGCCCAGCCACUUCUGGAGACUCUGCUGGGCAUUUGUGACACCAACCAUUCUGACGGGCAUUUUGAUCCUGAGUCUGUACCAGUGGAAGGUGAUGACCUACGAGGACUAUACCUACCCCACCUGGUCCAUGGUUCUGGGCUGGCUCAUGGUUAUCUGUUCUGUCAUCUGGAUACCCAUCAUGUUUGUCAUCAAGAUGUACCUCGCCCCUGGCUCCCUAAUUGAGCGUUUGAAGCUGGUCUGCUCUCCUCAGCCAGACUGGGGUCCCUUCCUCAUGAAGCAUCGCGGAGAACGCUACAAGAACAUGAUCGACCCAUUGGGAACCAGCUCCCUUGGCCUCAAACUGCCUCGUAAGGAUUUACAGCUUGGUUCCUACCAGUAACAGCGGCCCUGGGAGCUCCACACCCAACAGCUCUAACCCCUGGUGGGUGGGAACACCAGGAGAGGACCACAUGGCCUCUUUGAGACGACCUUUCAUUUUCCAUCUGCCUCCUUUAUUCCACUAUGUGCUUCACCACCAUGUUCCUGUGUCUUCCUCCAAAGUGUGAAUUUGGGAAUAUUUUUCCUUUAGUCCUCUUCCCUACUUGCUGUUCUCUCAGGAGGGAGGGGCUGCUGCUGCUUUGUGCUCAAUUAACAGUCUACCAUUGCCUCCCACACAUGACCAUUGAAUACACCACCACCUUUCCGUGGUACUCUGAUUCCUUGUGACAAAUGGUGUCAUAAAAGGAGAGCUCAGUGUGAACUUGCAAUAUUAGACUUACCUUAGCUGCUCCCUAUGGAGUCAUAUGUGUAUGUGGCUGUGUGUGUGUGUGCGCGCGCGCGCUUGUGUGCGUUACUGUAUUUGUGUGUUUAAAAAUAAUGAAUAGCCAGAAGAGGAAAACAAAAAAGUCGACUGACAGAGAAACAAAGGUUGAACAAGCUUGAAAGGAUUCUUGUUCUGUUUCAUCCCCCAUACAUGUUCAUAUAUCGGCAGCACAAGGAAAGCCUGUCUCUUAAAAUAAUUAAAAAAAACAACAGUAUACAUUGUUGUAUAGGUAGUGUCUAACUGCUCCUGCUCCCUGACAAAUAAUCAUAUGACAUGAAGAUUAGAAAUGAGGAAUCUGCCUCCUAGCUCCCUGUAGAGCAGUGAAUGCACCAUGAUCACCACCUCCACGAGAUACUCUGGCCUUGGAUGACUCAUGGAGGCUUGGGUCUGUUUUUGUCUCUGAACCCGAGGGCAUAUUUGUGAUAUCCCUGAUUUUUCUCAAUUACAUCAUCUAGUAUUUGUCUUACGGCAUAAUGUAGGUCAUGCCAAUUGCAUGGAAGCACUAAAGUAGUCUAAUCUGUCCUUUAGUUCAUGAUAAAGAAGCCAUUUAACCUUUUUAAAUCUCUUCAGACUCAGCCUGGUAGUCACACUGUGCAUAUAUUUUAGAUCGUGUAUUUACCGCAGUAUUAUAUGUGUUGUGAAGAUUCACAAUGUGCACUGCAUUAGUAACAUAACAGACAAAAAUAUGCACACACAUGAAUAUACGUAUCUGUAGCUUUUAGCAAGAGGAGAGAGCGAGCACGACAGAUCGAAUGUGUGCGUGUUGUGCGUGUAGAUGUACAAAGUGUAGAUUUCGUGUGUUGUCACGUCCCCACAAUGUCAGGAGCGGCUGUUGCAACAUGUGACUAGGUGGCGAUAAGACGAGGGAAAGGCUUCUCGCAUCACCGAUGUGUUUUUGUCUUUGUUGUGUGAGAAAGCUCUGGAGACUUUGCCAUUUCAGACGAAUGCCUCUUGCUUCUCUGUGUCCUGGGUCUCAGGUAUACACAAUUCCAUCAAACGACUCCGCUAGAUGUGACAAUGACAGCAUUCAGUGACCAUGUUGGGGCAAAUUACUUUUAAAAGGUAAUUAGUCAUUGCAACGGAUGUAAUUACCAAGGAAACUAAUUAUUGUGUUACUUUUUUUUUUUUUUUAAACCCGAGGCGUCUGUUGUUGAGUGAUGUGUUAUGAGAUUAGCUAGGCUGCGCUCAUUACUUGCAAUUCUGUACCAAAACGCAAGGGGGCAGUGUUUUAGUGUGCGCAAGCACAACUACUGUAGCUAUUAGUUUCCUGUGUAGUAGUAGUGAACAAUAGCAGUUGACGCCACAUCCAGAUUGUUGAUUAUAGACAUCAGUGCAUAAUAACAUGGCACAAUUCACUGUAGGUAACAUUUUUAACGUUCAGUGCAGGCUUUCAAUGACAGUCUGUUUGCCGUGUUUGUAUGAUGAUCCACCCGGAUCUGCCAAAUGACUGCAGUUCCUUGUUUCUUGGCACAAAUUAGCAGCGGUGAAGAGUGUGUAUGUGUUGUGCCACCGUAGCAGGUAGGCGCACACGUCCGUCUCCCUCGUCACAUUUUUUUAUAGAGCACAAUUCGAACCAAGGCAACAUGACGGGAUACGUUCUUUUAAAUUGCAGUAAAAGCACUUUGAAGCUUUUAUGCUCAGUACAGUUGGACACACAUUUCCACACUGACACAAAGUUGUGAUGGGCUUUUUCAUCCAAAAUGCCUUUAACACUGGAGGUGUUUGUUUUUCAGCUGUGCUUUAAGGCUUCAGUGAACUCUGGUGGAAUGCAAUAAGAGUUACUCAGAGAUGUGGAAGUCUCCCUGAUUCUCUAAGCCAUGUAUGUCUGCUCUGCCAACACAGAACAAAUGGGAUUCAAGAGGUUGAGAAAGCAAAACAAUGCCCACAUUUGGCAGUCACACGUGACAUUCCUGUUGGUAAAUAGCUUGCUUGCUCCAGAGUGUUGCUUUAUUGAGCUGCUGUGUAUUUAGCUUGAUUCAUUCAAACGUGAUGAUGUGUGUAUGCUUGCGCGUGCGUGUUUGCCUUAGUGUUGUAGUUUUACUGAACUCAACUAUCAAUCAGAUGUUUGCAGGGGCCAUCUUGGGGAGCCCCCUUUCACACAAUACCAGAAGGCCUGAAGCUCUAAGAUGAUAGAACAAGUUUAGAAAGCAUCGACCCACUGGUGAAAGGAUCAUGUGUUGGACGUAUCGGACUGUGCGCUCUUAGCAAACUUGAAAAGCCCUGUGUGCCCCGAGGUGCAUUAUACAACGGGGGAAAGGGCCAUAUAUUAUAUUAUUAGCUAAUGUUUUUGUGUCUUUGUGUUUCAUGCCCUCACCCCUGCUUUUGUUUCGAGGGGAAAAAAAGUGCUAAAUCCUCAUAGCUUCAUGAGCUAUGACAAUAAGCUUGCAUGUGCACUUUGUGUUGCUCUACUCAAUGUUCAUGUGUAGUAACGCUCUUGUCCUUUCUCAAUCAGUGCGUAUAUGUCAGUGCAUGUUUAGUAAGCGUUCGGGUCGACAUGUUGGGGUGUUACUGUUAUCAGAGGAUUUACAAACAAAAUUUGCUAAAUAAGAAAUGAUCUAACGAAUGACUUAUUUUGCCUGCAAGUCAACUUUGGGCACGAACCAAAGAAAAAAACUAGAAUUGUAAAGAGGAAAUAAAGAGAAGAAAAAAAGGAACAUGGGACCUGCCAAUAGGAGGUUUAGCUACUGCCAUUCAUGUCCCAUGCAGUAUAUCUUGGUGUUUGCCAAUACGUUACAAAACAUCUUCAGGUAACCAUUGGCCUUAUAGAUGUCUUCUAAUGGUAGAAUAUUCUAUGUAUUUCACAUAUUUCUCCACGGAAAAGCUUACUGUCUGUCACGAGAUAUCCGUAUUCUUAUUGUAUGUCGGUUGUGUCAUUUUGGCACUUUGCUGUGUGACCUAUGACUGCAUAGGUUAAAUUUCUAAUUACUUGAGUAAUGUCAUACAUUUGUGUGUUCUCUGUGAGGCACAGCUGCCUAUGGACAUAGAUAUGUGCCUCCAACAUGAUAUCAUUUGAUUUGAAAAUAUAGAGUAGAUAUAUAUAUAUAUAGAAAGAGAAUUGGUGUAAGAUAUAAAAGAAUAUAGGAAUAUAAUAUAUACAUAUAUGUGAAAUGCAUUUAUUUUAAUCUGUCAUCAAUCUUUGAGGCCCUACCUCCAAUUUUGUAUUUAUGUAUAGAAAUGCAAUUGGAUAAUAGUAUCUUUGCCAAUAAUAUAUCGCUAUUAUACUAUGAAAAUGUAUACCCUAUUAUCAAUAAAUAAAUGUUAUUGUUUUCA
Molecule: messenger RNA, 6613 nt
Organism: Dunckerocampus dactyliophorus (ringed pipefish)
Lineage: Eukaryota; Metazoa; Chordata; Actinopteri; Syngnathiformes; Syngnathidae
Gene: slc6a5
Product: solute carrier family 6 member 5
Exons: 15
Coding region: 641-2920 (759 amino acids)
Biological process (GO): sodium ion transmembrane transport; glycine import across plasma membrane; synaptic transmission, glycinergic
Cellular component (GO): membrane
Molecular function (GO): glycine:sodium symporter activity
Source: RefSeq, a predicted model, not a curated record